Mangifera indica (mango) is the source of this 541-nucleotide messenger RNA. Its product is annotated as protein phosphatase 1 regulatory subunit INH3-like. NCBI's taxonomy places the organism in Eukaryota, Viridiplantae, Streptophyta, Magnoliopsida, Sapindales, Anacardiaceae. The transcript has a single exon. The record is from RefSeq and is a predicted model, not a curated record. Bases 20 to 331 code for a protein of 103 amino acids. Gene Ontology annotation, cellular component: nucleus. Gene Ontology annotation, molecular function: protein phosphatase 1 binding; protein serine/threonine phosphatase inhibitor activity.
GAUAAUAAAUUGAAGAGCAAUGAGUGCAGCCAGUGCGAGACCUUCCUCCUCUGUUACAAACAUUGUCACUGUAGAAAAUGCAGGAAGCAGUCAAUCUCAAACUCUCGUCCUGCGGUUGAAACGAAGGAAGAAGAAGGUAUCAUGGAAAGAGGGAACUGUGGACAACGAAUUCAUGCAAAAGAAGAGUUCCAAGAAGUGCUGCAUUUUCCACAAAGAGAAGCCGUUUGAUGAAGAUGUUAGUGAUGAAGAGGAGCAUGAUCAUAAUCACCAUUAUCAUCAUAAUCAUGACCAUAAUUGCAACAAUGCUGGUGGGAGCUCAACCACUGGUUAAUUGGCUGAUUCAAUGCUAUCCAUAUCAGCGGACACUUCCAGGUGUUGUCCUUGUGUAAAGUUUGGAGGAAGAUUUUUAUUGAUGGGAAAAUGAGAAGGGAGAUUGACAUAUUGAUAUUCUAUUAAGAGCUGUAACUGGGUAUGUAUGAAAUUUUUUCACAAUAUGUGAAUUGUUUUUCAUAUUAAAUAAAUUCAAGCAUAAAUUGAUGUU